This is a messenger RNA of Adelges cooleyi (spruce gall adelgid), 1375 nucleotides long. It is a transcript of the gene Rab7, whose product is annotated as ras-related protein Rab-7a. NCBI's taxonomy places the organism in Eukaryota, Metazoa, Arthropoda, Insecta, Hemiptera, Adelgidae. The transcript has 4 exons. The record is from RefSeq and is a predicted model, not a curated record. The coding region runs from base 424 to 1053 and encodes 209 amino acids. Gene Ontology annotation, molecular function: GTPase activity; GTP binding. Gene Ontology annotation, cellular component: phagocytic vesicle; late endosome; lysosome. Gene Ontology annotation, biological process: phagosome-lysosome fusion; endosome to lysosome transport.
GUAGGCUGUAUUACUCAUAAUAGUUGGUAGAUUUGCGGCGCAAUAAAGAAUAAGUAACAAAGUGAACGAGGUACGAACUACAGCUAUGAAAUACUGAUGAUAUAACACAGACCACAGUACACUGCACUGGGCCAGUACACAGUACGUUCUACACAGUGUACACGUCUACGGCAACUAAAACACUGCGUAGUGCACCACCAUCAAGUGGACCGACAAAACCGGAAACACGACAAUAGUGACGAGUGUCGACAAAAUGAUUGCACAUAUCUGUUGAUCGGCCGGAAUUUUUUUUCACCGUCUGUACCUAAUAUCUAUAAUACUAAAUAUUGUAUUAAAGGAAGUCCAGUCCAUCGUCGUCCGCGGACAUCACUUUUGUAAACGGCCGAACGUAUUUUUUGUUUAGGCUGGGAAAAACGCAUUGCCAUGGCCACCAGGAAAAAGGUCCUUCUAAAAGUGAUAAUCUUGGGAGACUCGAGUGUUGGCAAGACGUCGCUGAUGAACCAGUAUGUCAACAAGAAAUUCACUAAUCAGUACAAAGCUACGAUCGGUGCCGAUUUCCUAACCAAAGAAGUGAUGGUUGACGACAGAAUCGUCACUAUGCAAAUUUGGGACACAGCCGGUCAGGAACGGUUCCAAUCGUUAGGAGUUGCAUUUUACCGUGGUGCCGAUUGUUGUGUGUUAGUAUUCGACGUCACAGCUCCGGGAUCGUUUAAGUCGUUAGAUGGUUGGCGAGAUGAAUUUUUAAUACAAGCAUCGCCUUCAGAUCCUGACCAUUUCCCGUUUGUCGUUCUUGGCAACAAAGUCGAUUUAGAGAAUAGAGCUGUAUCCUCAAAAAGAGCUCAACAGUGGUGUCAGAGUAAGAAUGGUUUACCGUAUUUCGAGACUUCAGCGAAAGAAGCAAUCAAUGUUGAACAAGCAUUUAAAACGAUAGCACGAAAUGCUUUAGCCCAAGAGACGGAUAUAGAGAUGUAUAAUGAUUUUCCAGAUCAAAUAAAACUGGGCAGUGGCGCUACAGAUAACAGAUCGUCUGGCGGGGAUAAUUGUACUUGCUAGUAGUAGUUAAAUUGCUGGAACUUUGCUGUCUAUUUUGAUCAUCAUUCUCUUCAGCUGGAGAAAUAGUGAGAGUCAAAAUAUUAAUCACUUUGAUCAUAUGAAAACAAAUAUAUACCACAUGUAUAUUUAUAUAUAUUUAAAUUAAUUAAUGAAAAAAGAACAUAAAAUCAUCGAGAUAGAUAUUUAUUAUUAAGUUAUAAAUAUAAAUAUAUAUUUUAUUAUUUUUGUUUCUACUUAUAUGCCGUUUAUUACCUACCCUAAUAUUAUCAUUUUUUCUGUCUUACAUUUAUAUUCGAAAGCAAUCUAAAGUAUUUUGUUGUAG